CUACUACCCUCCCGCCCUGCUGCUGCCGCCUUCCCGCCCUACCGCUAAGUACUACACGUGCGUGUUAGGUACCUAUCCUGUCAGCUCAGCUGUAUCCCGAUUCCUGGUUGCAUCCCCUCCUCUCCUAAUCUUAUACUCCAACAAGGGGAAUGACUCGGAGACUCCCACCGCCCUCCACGCCCGCCCAACUUCUACGUCUUCGACUGACGAGAUCCGCGCUUUCCACCACUUCACCCCUUGCUACGUGUCCUUCGAGUCGAACUGCUAGCACCAAAGCUAGGGCAGCGGCGAUCACUCCGAGUCCCCGGAUCCAAUCCCUCCUCCUCCCCCCUUCCACCGCUACCACUCCUACGGCUACUACCACCACCGCCUUCUUCAGUCGCAACAACCUCUCGACUACUACCACCGUCAACAAGCGAGAUCAAACAACAACAACCACCACCCUUGCGCCUAGUACACCCGUUGUCCUUCGCGCUUCUGUAACCGGUCUCGGUCUCCUCUUUGUCCUCGGUCUAGGUCUCGGCUACGGUAUCACCGAUUUCCUCGGUCAAAAGUCUACCGAGCAGCAAGAACUCGGUUAUACCACCAUCGAAAAGAACAUCCAAGACAUUCUCGACGACCAGUCCUCCACCACAAACAUGUCUGGAGAAAUCGCCCCCGGCCGCCCCGGCAACCUCACCCCCGAGCAAGAGGAAAAGCUCAAGCAGCUAUGGAAGCUGAUCUUCCAAGUCUGCGGCGUCUACUCCCCCUCCGAGUCCAGUACUCCCGCCCCCGAGGCCGCUGCCGCUGCUGCGACCACCACCUCCGACGCCGCGAGCAUCAAGGGCGAUGACAAAAAGAAGAAGAGCAAGCUUUCCAUGUUCUCGCGUAAACACAAGAAGGACUCGGACGAAACAACCACCACCUCCGACAGCGCCUCCACGGCCUCCGGUUCCACCACGCCCGCCUCCCCCGCCAUCGUGCUCAACGCCUCCACCACCUCGGGCGACGACGACAAGUACAACCAGCUGUCCAAGUUCCACGAGACGCUAGCCUCUCAAUCCCCCGCCGCCAUCCGCGAGACCAUCUGGUCCAUGGUCAAGCACGACCACCCGGACGCGCUGGUGCUGCGCUUCCUGCGCGCGCGCAAGUGGGACGUGGAGAAGGCGCUCGUCAUGCUGAUUUCGACCAUGAACUGGCGGGACAACGAGAUGAAGGUGGACACGGACAUUAUGCGGAGCGGCGAGGGCGGGGCGGUGGAGGCGGAGAAGAUGGAGGCCAAGACGUCGGAAGAAGUUGCCAGGAAGAAGCUGGCGAUCGAUUUCUUGACGCAGACGCGCAUGGGCAAGAGUUAUGUCCAUGGUGUGGAUAAGCAGGGACGGCCGAUUUGCUAUGUUAGGGUGAGGCUGCAUAGGCAGGGCGAGCAGAGCGAGGAGAGUCUGGAGAGGUAUACGGUUUAUUUGAUUGAGACUUGUCGGGUGUUGUUGCAGGGGGGUGUUGAUACUGCGACUAUCGUCUUCGACAUGACCGGCUUCUCCAUGGCCAACAUGGACUACACCCCCGUCAAGUUUAUGGUCAAGUGCUUCGAGGCCAACUACCCCGAGUGUUUGGGCGCCGUGUUGGUGCACAAGGCACCGUGGAUCUUCCAGGGCAUCUGGCGCGUAAUCCGCGGCUGGCUCGACCCCGUCGUCGCCAACAAGGUACACUUCACCAACAACAUCGCGGAAAUGUCCGAGUUCAUCUCCCCCGAGAAGAUCCCCAAGGACCUCGACGGCCAGGAAAGCUGGGAGUACAAGUACGUCGAGCCGAUCCCCGGCGAGAACGACAAGAUGAAGGAUGCGGAAACCCUCGACAAGCUGCAGGCCGCGCGCGCCGAGCUGGUCAGGGAGUACGAGGAGGCUACGCUGCAGUGGAUACAGUCCGGUAACAACAGCGAGGAACUGAAGAAGAAGAGGGACGAGGUUGCGGAAAAGCUGAGGGUGGAUUACUGGAAUCUGGAUCCGUACGUGAGGGCUAGGAGCUUUUAUGAUCGCGUGGGGGUGCUGUUGCCGGGCGGCAAGCUGGAUCCGUAUCUUGAGGGGAAGAAAGAUGGCGGCGUGAGUGGGAUAACGGAGGGUGUGGCGAAGGUGGGGGUGAGUGAGACGCAAGCUGAUGAUGUUGAUUGAGUUGGUUGUGAGGAUGGUGUAUGAUGGGCUUUUUUCUCUUUUGGAAACUUGUAUAUGUUUCAUGGAUAUAUAAGAUUAAGUGUUUAUAAUGGACGAUGAGAUGUGGUUGGGUCAGGGUAUGGUAUGAUAUAUACGAUAGAGCUAUACGGACGAGAAAAGCAACGCGGAACUUGGGACGUAUGUUCUCUAACGACACAAUCUCAAGCUUUAACCUGUUCAUCUUUCCCUGAAGUCGAGUCACAUACA
Messenger RNA from Neurospora tetraspora, 2390 nucleotides. RefSeq lists its product as uncharacterized. The record is from RefSeq and is a predicted model, not a curated record. The transcript has 3 exons. Lineage: Eukaryota; Fungi; Ascomycota; Sordariomycetes; Sordariales; Sordariaceae. Bases 150 to 2144 code for a protein of 664 amino acids.